Pocillopora verrucosa is the source of this 889-nucleotide messenger RNA. Its product is annotated as peptidyl-prolyl cis-trans isomerase FKBP1A. The record is from RefSeq and is a predicted model, not a curated record. NCBI's taxonomy places the organism in Eukaryota, Metazoa, Cnidaria, Anthozoa, Scleractinia, Pocilloporidae. Gene Ontology annotation, molecular function: peptidyl-prolyl cis-trans isomerase activity. Gene Ontology annotation, cellular component: cytoplasm. Gene Ontology annotation, biological process: protein peptidyl-prolyl isomerization.
GUCACGUGGUAAGUAAAGAAGACGAGAAGAGUGCAGUUAGUUGCAAUUGGAACCAUUUCGUAUCAUGGGAGUGGAAGUGGAGGUUAUUAAACAGGGAGAUGGAGGAACUCCAACGAGAGGCCAAACUGUGGUGGUACACUACACCGGGACGUUAGAAAACGGCAAAAAGUUUGAUUCCUCACGAGACAAGGGCAGACCUUUCAAGUUCAAGAUUGGAGCAGGCGAAGUGAUUAGAGGUUGGGAUGAAGGAGUAGCUCAGAUGUGCGUAGGUCAACGAGCAAAGCUCACUUGUUCUCCAGACUUUGGGUAUGGAGGCAGAGGGGUCCCUGGUGUUAUCCCUCCAAAUGCUGUCUUGAUAUUUGAUGUAGAGCUGCUUGCCCUGGAAUGAGUGGAAUAAAAAGAGCAAUCAACAUGAUUCAAAGCCAUUUUUUCCUCAUCAAAAUAUAUAUUAGUAUAGAUGCUUAAAGUUUAAAUAUGUCUCUUAUUCUAGAUUACAUGUAGCUAAGUUAAGUGUUUUAAGGCAUACUAAUUCCAUUUGUAAACUUGUUUACUUCCUGGAUAUAGUAAAGUUCUGCUGUGGAGGUGAAUUUCUUUCUUUUUCACCUUUGCCAUUCCAGGCUCCCACCUUUUAAUAUGAUGUUUUGCCAAUUUUUGCAUUGAAAACAUUAUUUCUUGUUACCUAUCUCUCAUUUUAUGUCCUUUCUUCUCUUUUGCUUGUUUGUUUCUCUUUUUGAGAUGACAUCCUGUUUUAUUACCUCAUGUAAUGUCCAUGCCCCUGUUCCCCUCCACUUUGCUAGCAAAUGUUUAUUAUUUGACUGUAUUGCCUAUACAGCUUACUAUGCUUGGUGCUUUGUUUAUGAAUAAAGUAGACUUUAAUGCUUAGAACGUU